AAGCCUUUGAUUAUCUCUGUUCUUCUCUAAACAGUUUUCCGUUAGUAGUUGUUGAAAAUUUAAAAAUGCCUCCCAAGAAGCAGCAAAAGGCUAAUGUGAAAACAGAGCAAAAGAAGAAGGAUAAGGUUAUCGAGGACAAAACUUUUGGAUUGAAAAAUAAAAAAGGAAACAAACAACAAAAGUUUAUUAAAAAUGUCACUCAGCAGGUGAAAUAUGGAGGAUCACCGAGCACAAGAAAGCAGGAACUACUCAAGGAGGAAGAAAGAAAAAAGAAAGAUAAAAAGACGGAAGAUGAAUUGGAUAACUUGUUUCGUCCUGUUAUGGCCCAGAAUAAAGUUGGAAAGGGCGUGGACCCGAAAUCAGUUUUGUGUGCUUUUUUUAAACAGGGCAUGUGUCAAAAGGGAGCGAAAUGUAAAUUCUCUCAUGAUCUUACUAUCGAACGAAAGAGUGAAAAAAGAAGUUUAUAUUUUGACGCGAGAGAUGAUGAACGUGAAGGAGACAAUAUGGAUUCGUGGGAUGAAGACAAGCUCAAAGAAGUUGUUGAAAAAAAACAUGGCGCAAAUAAUCAAACUAAAACCGAUAAAGUCUGUAAAUUUUUCUUACAAGCAAUUGAAGAGAAAAAGUAUGGUUGGUUUUGGAUAUGCCCGAAUGGUGCAGAUACUUGCAUGUACAGGCAUGCUUUGCCACCAGGUUUUAUACUGAAAUCUGACCAGAAAAAAAUGGAGGAUCAGAAAGAAAAAAUAUCAAUAGAAGAUCUAAUCGAAAAAGAAAGAGCUGCGCUUGGUGCUAAUGUAACAAAAAUUACGUUAGCAACAUUUUUGGUUUGGAAAAAAAAGAAACGAGAAGAAAAAAUAAAAGAAUUAGAAGCUAGCAAAGAGAAGAGGAAAAAUGAGUUUAAAUCUGGGGCACAAGCUUCAAUAAGUGGAAGAGAAAUGUUUGAAUUCCGUCCGGACAUGAUUGAUGAAGAUGAUGAAAAUGAUGAGGGUGCAACUUUGGCAUCAUCGGAACGAGAAAUUGACGAUGUAUCGGAAACCGUCAAAGAAUUAUCGCUGAAUACAUUUACACUUACGGAUAAUGUAGCAGACACUGGAGGUGAGGAAGAUGUAUCGAAUACAACAAAAACAGAUCCUUUAACAAACGGCAUUGAGAAUUCUGGAGCUGCCGGGCCAACAAAUGCUGAAGAUACGAAUAACUCUGCAGAAAAUGUUCCUGUUGAUGAAGACUUAUUUACAGAAGAUCUAGAUGAUUUAGAUGACAUUGAUGAUAUGGAAUAAUACAUACUG
Messenger RNA from Styela clava, 1283 nucleotides. Its product is annotated as zinc finger CCCH domain-containing protein 15-like. Gene Ontology annotation, cellular component: cytosol. Gene Ontology annotation, molecular function: mRNA binding; metal ion binding. Gene Ontology annotation, biological process: cytoplasmic translation. The record is from RefSeq and is a predicted model, not a curated record. Lineage: Eukaryota; Metazoa; Chordata; Ascidiacea; Stolidobranchia; Styelidae.